This is a messenger RNA of Mizuhopecten yessoensis (Yesso scallop), 4204 nucleotides long. Its product is annotated as programmed cell death protein 5-like. The transcript is spliced from 5 exons. Gene Ontology annotation, cellular component: cytosol; nucleus. NCBI's taxonomy places the organism in Eukaryota, Metazoa, Mollusca, Bivalvia, Pectinida, Pectinidae. Gene Ontology annotation, molecular function: DNA binding. The record is from RefSeq and is a predicted model, not a curated record. Bases 138 to 536 code for a protein of 132 amino acids.
UGCAAUUGUUUUAAGUAAUGUUGAAACAAGUAUUCUAACAUAUUAUCUGUUGUGUCCGUGCAUCAUCUGGAUAUUUUUAGAUCAUUGGUUCGUAAAUUACUUUCACCGGAACUCCACACAAAAUACCAAAAACAGAAAUGGAAGGCGACGAUUUGGAAAGUAUUCGUGCCCGCCGCAUGGCAGAGAUGCAGUCCCAAUUUGGGCAGGGCCGUGGCGGUGGGGGUGGGGGUGGAGGCCCAUCCCAAGAGGAGCAGAUGGAGAAGGCAAGACAGAUGGAUGACAUGAAACACAGUAUCCUCAGUCAGGUGCUCGACCAGCCAGCUCGAGCCAGACUAAACACCAUAGCGAUGACCAAACCUGAAAAAGCAAAAAUGGUAGAAAAUAUGCUGAUACAGAUGGCUAAGAGUGGUCAGCUCCAAAGCAAGAUAGGGGAGGACCAGCUGAAAGGAUUACUGGAGAGGGUCAGUGAGCAGACACAAAAAAAGACAACAGUGAAGUUUAAAAGAAGAGUGCUUGAUGACUCAGAUGAAGACUGAAAAUUUUUGAAAGUAAAUUUGUAUUGUUGAAGAGGCAGGAAGUGUUGUAUGACAAGCUGUGUAUACAAAAAAUGUAUGUUACCAGGUGGCCUAUCAGGACGACUGAACAGUGUUUUAUUCCUAUGUGUAUUGUGCUGGAACAAGGAAGUCAAAAUUAUAUCACACAUAACCAGGUUGGCUCCGAGGUUCGUUGAUUCUUGAGUGGAUAAAUGGUAUCAGACAAUACUCCUGUGUUCACAGUUCUCUGCUUAUAAUUGUCUAAAAUCCAGGUACCAAGUGCGGAAUGAAUAUUUUCCCAGUGUUGAAAGCAUGGUCAGCUUGAAGAUGAUUUAAUUAAUAGACAUACUUUGUACAUAUCUACUUCAUAUUCAAAGAUUAUUACAGGCAUUAAUUAGCUGAACCCAAGAAAUACAACUGUAUUCAGGUGUUUUGCCAGGUGUUUAUAGGGUCCAGUACAGGGACAAUUCCCGAUUGAAAAUGACCCUGCAUUUUCCCAAUUUCAGUCUUUAUUUUCCCUGUUGGAUUAAAAGGUAUGAUUACACAAGUUUCCAGUCGUUACAUGUGCAACAUUUUAAGUAUUACCAUCCAUGAAGGAGCAUUCAAAAUACAUAACAAAAAUUGAAAAAUUGAAAACAAUGAAAAUUGAUGGAUUUAUUUAUAUCUAUACAUUUUACUGUAAGAAACAGACAGAAGAAAAGUUUUUGCAAAUUACAUUGCAGGUUUUAUUUUCCCAAACCUGUACAUGUGGGAACACUGAUGAUAUUUCCCAAUUUUUGCCAAAUGCCGAUGAUAUUUUCCCCAAUUCCUGCUCAGGGGCCCUUUACUAAAAUAGCUAACAAAAACCCUGGCCACAAAUAUGUGUGUCAAUUUUCCUGUUACUUAUUUUCAUAUGUAAUGUCUCAAACAAUGACAUAGGUACCUUGUCAUACACUGUAGUCCUGUCUGUUGGUCAAUUUUUGUACUAGUUUCUUUUUGUUCCACAUUGUUUACUGAGAAAACAUAGAAGACACUUAUUAAUUCACACUGUUAAAUUUAUUGUAAUAAAUAGAAAUAUUAAAAAUUUAAAUUAUAUAAAGUACAAUAUCUUUAGAUAUGAAAUUGACACAGACAAACUUUGUAAUCAGCAGUGUUAGCUUGUGAUAUGUGUAGACAUCUAAUUAUAUGUUAAUAGUAUUGUCUGUAUACAGAACAAUACCCUGGUACGUGUACAGUACAAAAACAUUGUACGUGUUAGUUUGAUGUUACAUACAUUUGUAGCAUAGUGUGAAUUUGCCCGUUUUCAACUACCAGGAUGAUACCUGAGCUAAUUCUAAGUAUUAAUGUCGUAAGACGAGGCAUUGUAUACAUAUAUAAAUUUAAUUUGAAUGGGUAAAAUAGUUCAUCAAGAUAAACAUACUGUACUGGGUGCUUUUAUACAUGGCUUUACAGCAGAUUUUAUUAUGUUGAGUUGUACACAUGAUAUAUAUGUAGACAUUAUUAUUUAUUUCCUAUAGUGUGAGUCGAUUCUGAGUAGAUUACUGAUGUAUUGAAGAAUACAUUCAUGAGGAUAAAUUAUCAGUUCUGAUGCGUUAAAUACCUCAUUUAUCCCACAACUCAUAUCUGAAACAAAAUCUGGCUUUUGCUUUUUUCUGCAUUCUUGGUUUGGGAGAAUAUAGUGUAAGACAUGAUAUUAUGAUUUAGGUGAAAUUCAGGUGAAGUGAAGCCAUUUCACACUGACAUAAAAAUAUCGCCUACGAACUGGAAACAAUAAAACACUACUAAAUUGACUAUAUAAGAGAAAGUUACAAAAAUAAUAAUUUCUCUAAUUGAAAUUGAAUGGUAUUUGCGAGAUAUAUUGUAGGCUACAUAACAUUAAAAAUCCAACGUAUUUUCUCAGCGAUUCCAAAGUUGCCAUUACAUUUACCAUCUGGCUUUGUAAACAGAAUUAUUCACUUCAACAAUAAGAUUUCACAAUGUUUUAUAUCCAUUUUAUAUUCCAACAACAGCAACAAAGACAUAGGACAACAACAACAACAAACCCAUUAAAUAACUCAUCAGGCGUCUGUUUUAGGCCCCUGGUCUCUUGAUGUUCUUUUGAAAUAGAAACAUUCUUGUACUAUACAAAAACAAGUGGUAAUUUUAUUAUUUGUUUAUUUCUAGAUUAACCCCCAUCACCAGUACCUAUAGCAAUAAUUGUAAUAUGUACCCUUGUGUACAUUAUUACGUCGUAAAAAAAAUAUUUGAAAAUAUCAGCAAGGAAGAAUUAUCUCAAGAACGUGUAGAGUGUAAGCAGUAUAUAUGUACUGUAACAAAUAUUUCUUAAAUUUCAUAUUUAUGUCAUAACAUGUUUUUCUUUGAUUUUAUGAUUGUACAUGUCAUUACUUGCUUCCCUGAGACUUGAUGAUUAUACAUAUACUUAUAAUAAAGUACAUUACAUAUUGUGACUGAUGAAGUGGAAUAAAUAUAUUCUAUAAGUGUAUACGAAGUAUACAUUUUGUGAACACUGUAAUCCUUAUAUCAUGUUUUAUCAUUCACUACAGGUUUAGAUAGGUUUGUAAAAGUCCUUUGAAUUUGAUACCAAAAAGAAAACAACAGAACUAUUUGGAAGACUUUCCUUUGUGCCUUUGUCAGACCUUUCAUUUUUACCUGUCGUGGUGAAUAACUGGAGUUAUUAUUGAUCACGAUCUUACACCACCCAACCACCAACAAUUUAUAAAAAAUAGAUACAAAAAAUUAUUAACUAAGUGAUAUUGUGCCCCUGACCACCUGACAUACCGACUCCUGGUAAUGGUGUCUGAUAAACAGGUGCCCCUGACCUUUCAUGUACACUCUCCACAGCUAACAGUGCUGUUGGCAAGGGAGAGCCAGGAAGGGGCGUGCGAGAGUCAAAACUGAAAGUAAACCUGAAAACGAAAGGCUGCGAAUGAAGGUUUGUUUACUUAAAUACCGAAAACACAUUAUUGUUUGUAUCAGUUUGGUUUGGUUUAAUUUUGUUUAACGUUCUAUUAACAGCUAAGGUUAAUAUUGGAUACACACUAGAAAUGUUUAUAUAAAGUGUUCAGACAGGACUAUUUGUGUUUGAUAAGGAUACAUCAUCUGAGCAAUCCAUCUGGCCGCUCCUCACAUUUUUGUUUAAAAGUAUCUCCCCAGCGACUCUUCAUUUUAUGUCACAAACAAAUACAUAAAUUUGAAUUUGACGAGGAAAUUCGACCAUUGGCUGCCCGAAAUUUAAGUUUGCAAAAUCAAAAUAUGACCGAAGCGUUCUUGGAUAGUGAUCACUACAUAAUGCAUUUCAAUCAGCGAAUCGAUAGUGAUAGACGCCAUAACCACUUGGCCCACAAACACAAUAGAAAAAUCGAAAUCGUACCGCUUGGUAGUAAUUCGUCCUGAUUGGUACGAUCAAGGAGUGGUAGAAGCAGAAGAGUCUGUAGUGUAUUUGAUUUCAAGUUCAAGAGGGUAUAAUUUAAGUGCGGAUUUCUUUUACAUUACAGUAGAUUCACGGAAGUAGAUCGAAGCCCGUGGUAUGUACAUGUGUAUAUACAUCAAGCAAAAAUCAAUUCCAACAAUUAAAAAGUUCUAAAGAGGUGAUAAAAACGUUGCCCUCGAACAACAUGAUUUAAUCUUAGGAAACGAAACAAAAGCGUGUUUCCUACAACAUUGGGAAUAAAUACAUAAUAUACUGUACAGGC